AUGGAUAGUGCACCAAGCGUCUUCGACCUGGUGGCAUUGAGUCUCAAGAUGAGUCGGACGACUGCAAUUAAGUCGAGGCUUGCAUCAAAACGGAGAAGCUCAGUACGUCUAUGUCAGCAUGGUGCGCUCGGUGAAGCGUAUUCCACAGACCCUUCACCGCGCACAUAUGCAUCUGCGACGCUUAUUGACAACGACGAAGGAGGCAUGCAUCACAUUGAGAUGUAUACUCUGUAUUUAAGACGUUGCGCGGUGGUGUCGGCACCCGUGAUGCUGGCUCCCCGUCGGCGAUUGGCCGCCAACGCCGCAGCAAUCUUCUGCGCGUUAUUGUCCAGACACUCCACCAGAUCUUGUACGCGCGAUAUCUCGUCGGGCACCUCUGCUUUCUGUACCUUUAGCUGGUUCAGCAGCGCCUGGGCGCCCGUGAUAGGGAAGAACAUGUCGGCGGAUCUGUUCGCGGACUGGAAGAAGGAGGAGGAAACCUUCAGCGGCGGCGGGAUCGAAGGGGGAUCGGGAGGGGCCGUGUAUGAGUCUCCAUAUGGCGCAGGGGCGGAUACGUACGGCGGCGAUCGCAGUAGCAAUGACGACUUCGAAUUUGAGACUGUGGGCGAUGAGGAUCAGGCCAAGAACAAGGAGGAAGAGAAACCCAUGUUCGAGUUGCGUGAGCAUGGACUAAAAGUAUCUCGUCGCAGAGGCUUCACGCUCUGCUGUAUGGGCGUGGGCAAUGGAGUUCUAGCUAUGGGCUCCCUGGAGGGAAUGUUACUCCGCUGUACUUCUGAGGCCACAGACAGCUCCGGCACCAUCGAGGAGAUCAUGAUUGAGCCGCGUGUAGCCAUGUCCAACGUGUUCAUCGAUCCUACAGGCGCGCACGUGCUUAUUUCAAUGGAAAAUGGCUCCAAUUUCUACCUGCACACGGGAUCUACACGUCCCAAGAAGAUCAUGAAGGCUCAAUCGUUGCAGUUCACCAGUGUAGCAUGGGACCGCCAAUCCGGAUCUCCGGAAGCUUCCGAACCAAUUCUCAUUGGUACAGACUCGGGCGCAGUGUUUGAAGCGGAAUUCGACGGAGGCAAGGAGAAAUCCUGUAAGAAAGUGUAUCAGAUCUCGAAUCAGGGACCAAUUGCCGGCAUUGGCUUUGAGCACUGGAAGUUACCGUCCGGAGAAUUACGGUACUAUGUCAUGUUGACCACUUCGGCGUCGGGAAAGAGACCGACGCGUAUGUUCCAGUUCAUUGGCGGCGGCUCUGGUGGCUUAGAGACCAUGUUUAGUGACUACACAAGUCCAGAUAAGCUGCGGUUCCAGGAACUUCCAGGGGAUAUUACUACGGCAGAACUCCGGUUCUAUGCCAAGCAGGAACGUGAACGUGCCAAGGGCUUUGGUGUGCUAACAGGUGAAGGUGUGUACCAUGGCGACUUUGUGUUCGGGCUGUCCAGUACGAUGGAGAAUGUGACGACAGGGACGGGUCUGUUGGCAUAUCCUGGUAAACCUGAGAAGUCAUCGGGUAGUCGAGGCUCCUGGGCGCCUCCGAUUUCGAUGGCAGUGACGCAGUACCAUGUCAUUUUAUUGUUUGCACGCCAUGUUCAAGUGGUGUCCAAGUUGAGUGGCGUGGUGGUGAUGGAGGAGUCGUUUGACUCCCGUGUGGGCAAUGUGCAUGGGAUUACAGUGGAUGACACGUACAAUACGGUGUGGAUCCACUCGAAUCGGCGUAUCUUGGAAGUGAUGAUCGCUGAUGAAGACCGUGACGUGUGGAAACUAUUUCUAAGUAAAGCCGUGAUGGGCAACGGUGACGACCGCGACUUUGAACAAGCAUUGGGUGUCUGUCGUAAUGGUUGGGAACGUCAACGUGUGCUGACGGCACAGGCAGACAAGUUGUUCGAGAAGGGAGAGUACGAUCGUGCAGCUGUCAUCUACGCAAAGACGACACGUUCCUUUGAAGAAGUAGCGUUGAAAUUUUUGGAAAAGGAGACGCGAGAUUCAUUACUUCUCUUCUUGUUACAGAAACUGAAGAGCUUAGGAGGAGACGAGAAGACACAGAAGACGGUGCUGUGUUCUUGGAUCGUGGAGCUCUUCUUGGACAAGUUUAACGUGCUUAAAGGCAGUGCCCAAGAUGUGGAUGCACACGCUAAUCUGCUUUUUGAGUUCAAGCAGUUCCUGCAAGACCAGAAGAGCCACCUCGACCCAGCCACGACGUUCAACUUGAUCUCCAGUCACGGUCGACCGGAUGAGCUUGUGUUCUACGCAACUCUCAUUGAAGAUUACGAGAAAGUGAUCACGUAUCACGUGGAUCGUGGCGAGUAUGGAGCUGCUAUUGAGUUGCUACGUAGUGUGGAGACGUCCAAGGUGGAGGAGCUCUGGUACAAGUAUUCUCCCGAGCUCAUCAUCCACAAGCCUAAGGAAGUGUACGAAGCUUGGCUUGAAGCUGCCACGUUGAACCCGACACGUCUCAUCCCGUCAAUCGUGCGUCAUGUGCACCAGAAAAGCGGCGUGGGUGGCGAUCCGUCUAGCAACACUACAAAGAACCGCUCGGUACUGGAUAUGGCUAUCCGCUUCUUGAAGUUCGCCAUCAAACAAGGCAACCGCGACCCCACUAUCCACAAUUACUUGUUGUUCUUGUUGGCCAAGCACCCGGACGAGCGCCUACUCAUCAGCUUCUUGCGCAAGAAACACAACGGCAAGCAUCUAUUCGACAUUGCCUUUGCUUUGCGUCUUUGCACGCAGAACGAGAAGAACCGCGCGUGUAUCUACAUCUACUCAGCCAUGGGACUGUAUCAAGACGCAGUGGAGAAGGCGCUGCAAGUGGAUGUGAAGAUUGCGAAAGAGAUGGCCAGUAUGCCCGAGGAUGACGAGACCCGUAAGAAACUGUGGACGCUGAUCGCCAAGCACACGAUUGAUGCUGGCGGAGAGAUCAAGGACGCCAUGAGCAUCCUCAAGGAGAGUGGCUUGCUGAAGAUCGAGGACAUCCUGCCUUUCUUCCCGGAUUUCGUGCUCAUUAACGACUUCAAGAAGGAGAUCUGCGAGUCUCUUGAGGUCUACAAUGACCGUAUCGAACAGCUGAAGGAAGAGAUGCAAGACUACACUCAGUCCGCCGAGUUGAUCCGUACGGACAUGCAGAAGCUGCGGAAGCGAUGUGCUGUUGUGUCAGGCAAUCAACGCUGCGAGCUGACUGGCCAGAAUAUCUUGGGUAAGGAGUUCUACCUCUUCCCGUGCUCUCACGCUUUCCACGCGGGGGCGUUGCGUCAGGAGAUGCAGAAACAUCUCAACAGUUUCCAGCGCCAGACAGUGAAGCAGCUGAUCCAGAAGCUCAAUGAGCUGUCCACAGAGAUGCCGACAAGCACCAAUUUCUUCCAGAGACCGCUCGCUGCCUUCUCGUUCCUGAACUUGUCGUCGAGCGAGAAGGAGGUCAUGACUCCUGGAGCUGAAGGAGGCAAUCCUGCGGCGACGGCCAAGGCCAAGAAUGCUGCGAAGGAGCAGUCUAUCGCUCAGGAGCGUGAGAUGGUGCAGCAGAAGCUGGACGAGAUCAUCGCGUCCGAGUGCAUUUUCUGCGGCGAGGUGAUGAUCAAAUCCAUCCACACACCUUUCAUCACACCGGAAGAUGAAGCCAGCGAGGGCAGCGAAUGGACCAUCUGA
Phytophthora infestans T30-4 is the source of this 3621-nucleotide messenger RNA. Its product is annotated as vacuolar protein sorting-associated protein 18. Gene Ontology annotation, molecular function: protein-macromolecule adaptor activity. Gene Ontology annotation, biological process: endosome organization; vesicle-mediated transport; intracellular protein transport. Gene Ontology annotation, cellular component: endosome; HOPS complex. The record is from RefSeq and is a predicted model, not a curated record. The transcript has 4 exons. Lineage: Eukaryota; Oomycota; Peronosporomycetes; Peronosporales; Peronosporaceae. Bases 1 to 3621 code for a protein of 1206 amino acids.